AUGCCGCUCCAAAGUCAGCGUACUAGGAAGAUCAAGAAAGAUGGAAGGAAACGAACGUCGUCAACAGUUUCCAACUCCACCGGAUCCGCGCAGGGUCCCGUUGACAACUCCAAAUCGACCGACAAAGCUCCAUCGCCAGCAAAUGGGUCUAAACCGGCCCUGAAACCGCAGGCGGUUUCAGAGAAGCCCGAGCCGGCGAAGCCAAUGCCUAAUGUGUUCGAAUUUCUCGAUGAGAACGAUGACUCCUCCGAUGACUCUGAUAGCGAUAGUGAUGUCUCAAACCUCCCGCACCAGGCACAGGCUCUUGCUAAGAUCCAAUCACCCAAACCGCGGACGAGUCCCGUACCGCCGGGGACUUUGAUAUCUGGGGACAACGCCCCUCGGAAGUCCCCUGUAUAUGCGUCGAGUUCUAGAAGCUCAAGCGACUCGCGCUCCUCAACAUCGCCAGCGGCGUCAUCGGGGAACCAGUUGCAAAUUGCGCGGAAGCAACUCACCACCCAGAAACCCUCGACCCUAGGGUCGUACGGCGCAAACCAAUCUACGGACAUCUCCGCUACAGGGAAACGUCAAUUAGAAUUGUCUCGACCAGAGACCCACUACGGGUCCUCCCGAGAUGCUGCUUCUCUCCACAGGCCACCACUGCCGCCGUCUCCUCCAAGCAGCCCCGAAGACAGUCUCCAUCGCAGCACGCCGACGAAGAGAAGGAGCUCGAGUGCCGCGCAGGUGUCCUCGGGCUAUGGAUUCCUCGCAUCCCAUCUCACCCGCCCUAUCGAGGAGAAGGACGGGUUCCCUCCACUUUACCGACGCUUCGAGAACGCCAAUCACCGUGUGUUACUGCAUCUCCAAGAUGAAAUCUCCCAAAUGGAAGAAGACCUGCACACCCUGGACGAGUACGAGGAGAUGCAUCGCAUUGCCACAGCGGAGCAAGAAGGCACCAAGCCCAUGCCUGCGUCUCGACGGGUCGACGCCCAGUCCCAGGUAUAUUCGUCGCUACAUUAUCGGCGCAUGGAUCUGAUGGCUGCUUUGACUCAUAAAACCGAACAAUACAACAACGCCCUUAGCGCCUACAGCAAAGUCCUCCAGACUCUUCCCCGCGCUUCUGAAAAAGACAUCACUAGCUAUCGCGCCUGGAUGAAAGAGCACAACCCUGUUGCGGCUGCCGAAACCCGGUUUUUAGACCACGACGCCGACCUCGUCUCUCUUACUCCGCGACUGGCCGCCUCUGCCGCAGCUGCGCCCGUCUACAUGGCCAUCAUCAUUGCAUCUGGCGCGCUACUACUACCCCUUCUGGCAUUCAGCAUGAUCUCAGAGUUCUCAGGCAGACUUGUUGUCGUGACAGUCGUGGGCGGUGCAGCUGCUGCCAUAGCGGCCAAUUACUCUGCCGGCAUUGAUACCCUCGUAGAUUCAAGGGACGGUUGGCGCUGCGCGACAAUAUACUUCGGCUUCAUGACCAUUUCCGCCAUGUUCAUUCCCUAA
This is a messenger RNA of Penicillium alfredii, 1476 nucleotides long. RefSeq lists its product as uncharacterized. NCBI's taxonomy places the organism in Eukaryota, Fungi, Ascomycota, Eurotiomycetes, Eurotiales, Aspergillaceae. The record is from RefSeq and is a predicted model, not a curated record. Bases 1 to 1476 code for a protein of 491 amino acids. The transcript has 3 exons.